AUGAGUAAGUGGUGCAUUUUGGUGGUUUUGGCUCUUGCUCUAGUUGCAACAAGUGCAAGAAAUGUGCCUGCUGGAGAGGCUGGUUUGAAGGAUGAGAAGACCUUUGGUGGAUUUGGUGGAUUUUCAGGAAUUGGUAACAAUGGUUUUCCAUCUGGAGGUGUAGGUGGUGACGCUGGUGGUGGUGGACUUGGCGGACUAGGCGGUGGUGGACUCGGAAAUAUUGGAGGUGGUGGUGGUGGACUCGGUGGAAUAGGAAGUGAUAGCGGUGGUGGUGGACUUGGAGGUUCUGGGGGUGGUGUCUUUCCUCAUCCUUGA
Messenger RNA from Vicia faba (fava bean), 315 nucleotides. Lineage: Eukaryota; Viridiplantae; Streptophyta; Magnoliopsida; Fabales; Fabaceae. The record is from the annotation of a GenBank genome assembly.